This is a messenger RNA of Neohortaea acidophila, 3372 nucleotides long. RefSeq names its product Metalloenzyme, LuxS/M16 peptidase-like protein. Gene Ontology annotation, molecular function: metal ion binding; metalloendopeptidase activity. Gene Ontology annotation, biological process: peptide catabolic process. The transcript has 2 exons. Gene Ontology annotation, cellular component: mitochondrion; cytosol. Lineage: Eukaryota; Fungi; Ascomycota; Dothideomycetes; Mycosphaerellales; Teratosphaeriaceae. Bases 1 to 3372 code for a protein of 1123 amino acids. The record is from RefSeq and is a predicted model, not a curated record.
AUGGCUGAUCCGCCGUCAAGCCGUGCGGCUGGCAUCGAAUGCCUCGCCGACGGCCUCGAAAAGCCCCUCCUCGACAACCGCUCAUACCGCGUGAUCAAGCUCGCCAACCAGCUCGAAGCACUCCUCAUCCACGAUCCCGACACCGACAAAGCCUCGGCCGCCAUGGACAUCGACGUGGGCAGCUUCGCAGACGAGGAGGACAUGCCGGGCAUGGCACAUGCAGUCGAGCACUUGCUCUUCAUGGGCACCAAGAAGUACCCGGGAGAGAACGAUUACAACGCCUACCUGACGCGCUACGCCGGCCACUCGAAUGCCUUCACCGCCUCCACCUCGACCAACUACUACUUCGAACUCUCCGCCACCUCCACCUCCAACAGCCAGUCCUCCUCUGCCAACUCGAGUCGUUCGAGCUUGCCUGUGCCGAAGCACCAGGCGCCGUUGUACGGGGCUUUGGACCGCUUUUCGCAGUUCUUCGUCAAUCCGCUCUUUCUUGAGGAUACGUUGGAUCGGGAGUUGCGCGCGGUGGAUUCGGAGAAUAAGAAGAACUUGCAGAGCGAUCCGUGGCGGUUGAUGCAGUUGAGCAAGAGCUUGUCGAGUCCUGAACACCCUUACCACAAAUUCUCCACGGGGAGUUACAAGACGCUACAUGACGAUCCCAUUGGGCGAGGAGUAAAGAUACGCGAUGAGUUUAUGAGAUUCUACGCGAAGCAUUACUCCGCCAAUCGCAUGAAGCUGGCGGUGCUGGGACGCGAGGGGUUGGAUGAGCUGCAGGAGUGGGUGCAGGAGUUCUUCUCGGAGGUGCAGAAUCAAGAUCUGGCCCAGCUGCGAUGGGACGGCAUUCCUGCUCUGUCGAAAGACGAUCUACUGACGCAGACUUUCGCCAAACCUGUCAUGGACCAGCGGAAUUUGGACAUCUAUUUCCCCUACCCUGACGAGGAUGAGCUGUAUGCUUCACACCCUGCUCGCUAUAUCAGCCAUCUCAUCGGGCAUGAAGGACCGGGUAGCAUUCUUGCGUACAUCAAAGCGAAAGGAUGGGCCAAUGGUCUUAGUGCUGGCGCCAGUCCGCAAUGCCCCGGUACCGCAUUCUUCUCGAUUGGUAUUCGGCUCACCGAGUCCGGUCUGGUGAAUUACCAGGAAGUGGUCAGGAUUGUCUUCCAAUACAUCGCAAUGAUCAAAGAGCAGCCGCCGCAGGAAUGGAUCGUGGACGAAAUGAGCCGGCUCGCCGAGGUGGAUUUCAAGUACCGGCAGAAGAUCCCAGCGAGUCGAACAACGAGCAUGCUGAGCGGACAGAUGCAAAAGCCGUCGCCGCGCGACCAGCUGUUGAGUGCACAGUCGCUGAUCCGGAAGUUCAACCCGGAAGCCAUCGAGACUGGCUUGAAGUGCUUGAAUGCGGAGAACUUCCGCAUUCGCCUCGUCAGUCAGGAGUUCCCUGGGGAAUGGGAUAAGAAGGAGAAGUGGUAUGGCACGGAGUACAGAUACGAGAAGAUCCCAGCAGACUUCAUGAGCGAGAUCAGGAAAGCUGCCCAAGCGACGGCCGGCGAGAGGCCAAAGGAGCUGUACUGGCCUGCCGUAAACGAAUUCGUACCGCAGCGGUUGGACGUGGAGAAGAAGGAGGUGAAGGAGCCUGCAGUCACGCCGAAGCUGAUUCGCAAUGAUGCGAAUGUGCGAACAUGGUGGAAGAAGGACGACCAGUUCUGGGUGCCGAAAGCGAGUUUGCAUGUGCUCCUUCGCAGCCCGUUGGCCAAGCAGACGCCCUUCUACAGCGUCAUGGGUCAAAUCUAUCGCGAGUUGGUCGAAGACUCGUUGACGGAGUACAGCUAUGAUGCCGAACUCGCGGGUCUGGAGUAUGCCAUUAUGAGCCAUGGACAGGGAAUGGACGUGGUUGUCAGUGGGUACAACGACAAGAUGGCCGUGCUGCUGGAGAAGGUGCUGCUGUCCAUGCGCGACUUGCAAAUCAGCGACGAGCGCUUCGACAUCAUCAAAGAGCGCCUCAUGCGCGGCUACAAAAACUUCGAAUACACCGAGCCCUUCCGGCAGAUCAGCUCUUACUCCCGCUGGCUGGUGAGCGAGAGCGGCAUUAUCAAUUUCCAGCUGCUGGAGGAGAUCAAGACCGUCACUGCCGAAGAUGUGCGGCAAUUCUUCCCGCAGCUCCUCAAGCAGAUGCACAUUGAGAUUCUCGCGCACGGCAACGUGUACAAAGAGGAUGCACUGCGCAUCACGAACCUCGUGGAGAGCACUCUGCGCCCCCGUCCCCUUCCCGUCGAGCAAUGGCCGACGCGGAGAUGCAUCAUGCUCCCGGAGGGCAGCGACUACCGCUACGAACGCGUGCUCAAGAACGCCGACAACAUCAACCACUGCCUCGAGUACACCGUCUUCACCGGCGACGCGCAGGAUCUGCGCAUCCGCGCGAAAACGCUCCUCCUCGCGCAAAUGGGCGACGAGCCGGUCUUCGACACGCUGCGCACGAAGGAACAGCUGGGCUACGUGGUGGGCAGCAAUGCCGUGCUCGUUUCCACGCUCGCGGGCUGGCGCAUCCUCAUCCAGUCGGAGAAGGACUGCGCGUAUCUUGAGAAGCGGGUGGACGAGUUUUUGAUGGCGUUUGAGCGCACGAUCCGCGAGAUGCCGGACGACGAGUUCGAGGCGCAUAAGAUUGGGCUUGUGAACAAGCGGUUGGAGAAGUUGAAGAAUUUGGGGCAGGAGACGGGGAGGUUUUGGGGGCAUGUGGUGGAUGAGAUGUACCAUUUCGAUCUUGUCUACGACGAUGUGGCCAAUAUCGAACCCCUGACCAAAACGGACAUGCUCGACUUCUUCAACAAAUUCAUCCACCCGCACUCCACCACGCGCGCCAAAGCGGCCGUGCACCUCAUCGCGCAAGCCUCGGCCGCCGACCUCGCCAACAAGACGUCCGACGGCGAGAAGGUGGAGAAGCUGGUCGACACGCUCGUGCAGAUGCUGGGCCAGCUGGGCCUCGAAGACGCGAACGCUGCGGCGGAGCUAAAGAAGCGUUUGCAGAAGGUCGACGUGGCGAAGGCGGAUCUGGAGGGCAUUGUGGGUGCUGUGGGCGGGUAUAUGAAGGAGGGGGCGGGCGUUGCGGCGGAGCAGGUCGAGCAGAUUCUUGCGCAGGGGAAGGCGGUUAUUGCGCAGAUGUUGCCUACUUUGGGUAUUGUUGCGCCUUCUGCGGUUGCUGCCUCUGACACAGAGGUCAAUGGUGAGGAGGCUGCUGGUGUCAAUGGGACGCAGAAGGAGGAGAAGAAGAGCAAGACGGUGGUGAUUGAGGAUGUCAAGGCUUUCAAGGCGAGCAUGCCGCUCAGUCCUGGCCCGCGCGCCGUGAAGGAUUUGAGGGAGUUUGAGGAGCUGGGCGCGAAGCUAUGA